Messenger RNA from Macrosiphum euphorbiae (potato aphid), 1134 nucleotides. The record is from the annotation of a GenBank genome assembly. NCBI's taxonomy places the organism in Eukaryota, Metazoa, Arthropoda, Insecta, Hemiptera, Aphididae.
AUGUCCGAAGGUGGUCUCGUCAUGUCUUCAUGCGCGGCUGCCAACUUCAACAACAACAACAACAACACCACAAACACAAACAACAACAACCACAACGGCGGCAGCAGGACGACGGCCCCUGUGCCCAGGCGCAAGUUCAGCUUCCCGGCGGUGUUGCAGUCGCACAGCCUGCAAUCUGAACUGGGCGGCGUCGACUUCGGCGGUGGGCCGUCUCUUACUGUGGCCACGGCCCGCCGGCGGUUCAGCAACGUCAGUGACGUCGUGUCCAGGAAACUGUCGCACACCAUCGGUUGGCGGACGGCCGUGCCGACGGAGCAGAUCGCGCGACAGGGCAAGGCGCUGUGCGUGAAGUACGUCCGGUGGAAGCUGAAGCGGGCUGGCGCGUACACGAAAAAAUGCGCCGCUGCGUUGCGCUCGGUCAGCGCGGCCGCUAAUCCCGCGACUUCUGUGGACGGAAAUGGCAGUGGCGGAAGUGGUGGCUACUUCAUACCGCCACUACAGGCGAUGGCAGCCGCGGCCGAUCACAUCGAUGGUGUGCGUCGCGACGUGUUCCCCGCCGUGCUCCGGGUCGGGCUCCAGUUGGAGCGGCUCGACCCGAAACUGUACGCGGCCGGAACAGUGGCCACUGACACUGCGGCCACCACUGCUGCGUCCACAGCCGGUGUUGCGGGCAACCCAUCGGCGACUGCGGUGACGACCGGCCCGGCCGCUCCGCCUCAACGCCUGUUCCAGAGGCACCGGCCCGCGUACAGGAGAAACACGGCCUCGGCUUCUGUCGUCCUGGUGUCCGUAUCCCGGGAACUGUUCCGGGCCGGCGCUCAGGUCACGUGGGCUAAAGUCGUGUCGCUUGUGUGCGUGGCCGCCGGGCUUGCUGUAGACUGCGCGCGCCGUGGCCGUGCCGAUCAGCUGCCCGACCUGAUCGAGGCCGUCGGCGAAGUAAUCGAGGACGAUCUGGCCGCUUGGAUACAUUACAACGGCGGAUGGAUGGGGCUCCAGUCGUACUGCAAACCGGUGGUCGUCAACAUCGAAAAUCCUGUGUCCACUCAAAUCUUGUAUCUAGUGUCAUUGCUCAUAGUCGUCAUAUUUUUCUUGUUGUUGUUGAGGUGGUUCGACUUCAUAUCCGUUUUCCGAUGA